Molecule: messenger RNA, 4438 nt
Organism: Bubalus bubalis (water buffalo)
Lineage: Eukaryota; Metazoa; Chordata; Mammalia; Artiodactyla; Bovidae
Gene: TAFA2
Product: TAFA chemokine like family member 2
Exons: 7
Coding region: 1874-2314 (146 amino acids)
Molecular function (GO): receptor ligand activity
Source: RefSeq, a predicted model, not a curated record
CUCAUCUUUUAUUGCCUCUUUUUCUACAAGACCGCAGUUUGCUCUCAGAAGCAGGUGCGGCUGCUGAACAGAGGUGGCUAUUGGGAAGAGAGAUCGAGGGAGGCGACACCGCCUAGUCCUGCCCUCGUAUUUUCUAGCUUAACUCAACCUGGAGUGUUGGCACCUGUUUUCUCCCUGCGUUCUCCUUGCACCACACAGGGAAGCCAGUCAUUCCGAACUCCCUGGACUUCCAGGCUGGGUGGAAUAAGGGGUCUGGGUGGAACAGGGGAUUCUGUCCUCUACGGUGACUUUCUAAAAGGUACCCACUAGCGUGUUUUUGACAGUGCAGCACCUAGGGUGCGAGGCGGAGAGGAGGCUUCGGUUACUAAACCGCUUCUUUUUAUUCUGGGGAUCUGAUUUGUUUUCUCCGCGUUCUCCCCCGCCUCAUCUCUCUCCCGUUCUUUAGCGAAUUGACAAAGACAGCACCUGCUGGCUGGUGUUCGAUGUUGGAGCUCGCACCUUCUCGGUGGUGACGGUGCCAGCGUACUGGGGACGGGGGACAGCGGCGAUUUCCCCUCCAUCCAGCCCAUGAUGCAUAGAGGAGCAGCGGCUGGGCUGCGUGGGGCUCUGCCCGCAGCACUUCGAGGCGGGAUUGAGGGGCUGCAGCUGGCUAUGAGUUGCUGUUAAGUGGACUUGGCGCCAAGUCUCGGAACCGGCAUCAGCUGAGACCUAUCUGCUAAAAGCCGGAACACAAGCGCCUGCCUGCACUGAGCAACUCCAGCGUCUUGAGGGCGGAGGACAGCGAGCUCGGCGCCUCUUCUCCGUCCUAUCCCGAACCUCCCCUGCCACUCUCGCACGUCGGAGACCCAGGACCUGAGAGCCAGGGAACUGGAGAAGUACGCGGCGGAGGCUGCUUUCCUGAAGGUGAACUGUUCCAUCCAAUUGCCUUUCCCCAGAGAGCAAAAGGGAGGGCGGGAGAGAGUGAACUGAGGAUGUGUGCGUGUGUAUCUGUGUGAGACGACGUGCAGCGGGAGGAAAAGUCGUUACUCGGCGUUUUAAAAGCAAACAAAUCAGAGAUGGAUAAGAGCGGCGAUUGCUGCGAGACCGCCUUGAUUCUCGCAGUGUGAGGAGCUGAGCGCACCGCGCGCAUCCGGCGAGGACAGCGGGCGACCGCGGGCGCUGUCGAGGGCUGAGGACUUUGGCUUCUCCCCUAGCCCACAAAUCUUUUGAUUACUUUGACUCGUGAACAACGAGAGGAGGAAAGAGACGAGGCUCCCGCACGUCACCUUCCAUCCACUUUAAGGGGAUUCCAGUUUGGAUGUCAAGAGAUUCCUGAACCCUCUUUGCUAUCGGAGGAGGAAACACACGCGCGCGCGCACACAUACACACACGCACGCUCGGGGCCACACUCACACGCCCUCCACUAGCACACACCUCCAGACUUCGGUUCCCUAUGCCCCAGAACGGUAACGGCGGAUUGGCAUCUUGGAAGCGAUGCGAGAGCGAUAAGGCUGGCGCGGGUCCGCGGAAGCUGCAGGAGCAUCGCUAGGUGUUGCCGCCACCAGGAAGCCGGGCUGCAGGCCACUGUCAGUGGGGAACGUGUUAUUUCCAGAAACUGCCUUUGCAAAGGAAAGUUUGAGGUCCAUCGCCCUCUUUCCCCUAGAACUGCAGGCUGAGCUAUCCAGUCUCCACAUAAAGAGGACGAACUGUCGGUGCUCGAGAGCCCUGAGUAGAUGCGAAGCUUCCCGAGUCAGUGGGUCAGUACUCCGCUUCCUGAGCAAAUGUUAAACAAUUGGCUGGAGCAUGUGGAAUCACAGGAACACAGAAAAAUUGGAACCUAUACAGAAGAGAAUAACUCCAGUUAGAAACAUUUUCAUGCCAUUUCAUAUGAGGAAUGACUGAAGUCCCCAGAGAGGACUUGGAUGAGUCAAGAGAAAGGAUGAGUAAGAGAUACUUACAGAAAGCAACAAAAGGAAAACUGCUAAUAAUAAUAUUUAUUGUAACCUUGUGGGGGAAAGUUGUAUCCAGUGCAAACCAUCAUAAAGCUCACCAUGUUAAAACAGGCACUUGCGAAGUGGUGGCACUCCACAGAUGCUGUAAUAAGAACAAGAUAGAAGAACGGUCACAAACAGUCAAGUGCUCCUGCUUCCCUGGGCAGGUGGCGGGCACCACACGAGCUGCUCCAUCUUGUGUGGAUGCUUCCAUAGUGGAACAGAAAUGGUGGUGCCAUAUGCAACCAUGUCUUGAGGGAGAGGAAUGUAAAGUUCUUCCAGAUCGGAAAGGAUGGAGCUGUUCCUCUGGGAAUAAAGUGAAAACAACUAGGGUAACCCAUUAACCAAGGUGAAAUCAAGUGAUCCUCAAGGUUGAUUACAUUGAACAUAUGCAUACAAACAUAAUUCAUAGGUGAUCUUGAAGGAAAAAUUUUAUACACCUCCGAAGUGGCACUCUGGAGUCUAUUACUUCUGGGGGAUUUCAUGGCUCAUAAUCAGCUUCUUGGAAUCAAGACUUUUUAGAAGUCCUACAUGAACUUCAGUAUCAUGAAGAUUUCAUCAGAUUUGAACUGUGUUCAACUUGUAUAAUUGUACUUAAAAAAAGAACUUGAAGUUGCUCCCUGAAGAGUUGGCAUUUCUGGAUGGUAUCAGAGACACCUACCCUUUGGGCUCUUGGCCCCAAAUGUGACUGCCUUUCUUGUUUCUGAAAGUCUCUCAAGUGCACUGGCCUUCUGUCAUGGACCUGUUCCUGGGUCCUGUGUUCACUGGCUAGGAUUGUACAUGGCUUCAGUGACAUUUCCUUUGCAAACUUCUCCUCUGGCAUGGUGUAGACUGAGACAAUUUAAUUUGUAUCCUAACCUUGGAGCUCUGAAAGCCUACAUGUUUUAACAUCUUAAAGUUGCUUUUGUUAAAGGAAUGGAAAUAUAUAUCCAUUGAUAAUAAUUAUUGUUGGCAAGUUAUAGUUAUCUGAAAACAUCAAUCAUAUAAGAAUGUGUAGACAAGCUGACAUGUUUCCCCAAGGCUAACACACUACUGCAGCUCUCUGUCAGUUAAAUAGGUAGUAGUUAGAACUGAAUUACCAUUUUCAUUAUAUACUCCUAUUUGGUACCUCUAGAGUACAUUCCCUUUCAGAGUUUUUUUUUUUUUUUUAAGUGAACUUUUUCUUUUAUUUUUAUCUUUACUUUUUCCCUUCACAGAAAUCAUCAAUGAGCAGUCAAGUAUUUAGGUAACCUUCAGUUUCAAAAAAUUGCCAUGGAUGCAUGUGGGUUUUGAUUUCUUAGCUCAAAAGUUAUUUGCUUAGAUUUCUUCUAAUAUUUUUUUAAACUGUCCUUUCUAUCUCAUUUUUAAAAGACUGUCUCUUGCUUGAUUCCAAGGACUGUUUGAAUGCCUAUUUGUUUAUUCAAAUCUGUUGGUAGAGUAAAUUGUUCAUUUCCUUGGCUUCAAAUUUAUAAAUAUUUGUUUCUAGUUUUCCCUUUCAAACAAUUUCUUAGGUCAGUUUUUGUCCAUGUUUUUGUAGUCCUUUUAACAUCUGUGGUUUUCAGUUCUAAAGGAAAAUCUUACAAAUAUUUCAAGGCCUUAAACACGUAUGUACUUUUUUUUCUAAGUUAUUCACAGAAUGUAUAAUUUUAUACUACUUUUAUUUUGCUUCAUUUGUUAUGUGGAGGGAAAGAAGAAUGGACAUUGCAUAGCCAUUCUGUAAUAAUAUUGUGUAAAUGUAUAGUUUGAAGGAUUGUAAAGGGAGAGGCUUCUGUGUUUACUCAUCUUAGAUUGAUAAGAAGAUACUUCAGAAAUUGUCCUAUUAGACAUUCUAUUAUGUUAGACAGAGUGUGGGUAUCUUCUGUGAUUUUAAAACUCACUCACAUGGCCAAUUAUGUAUAUGUUGAUUUCCAUGAUGGAGGCUGACCUACAGACCAAAGCUCUCCAGGGUAAAUUGGUAAUAAUCUUCAAAGACCAAUAUAUUACCCAGAAUCUUUUCUCAGCAGAAUGACUAACACUGUAAAAUUUGUUAAAUAUGAAAUUUGUAAAGUAUACUUUUGAUAUUGAACUAAAGUAUACUGACCCAUAAAUCCAUGGAAUGACUUUCUUCUUCCAUUUUCAUUAUGUAUGCAAUUAGAUGGCUCUGAGUGAAUUUUGCAAUGGUUCAAGACUGUCUGAACUUGUAAAGAAAGGAAUAAUAGUUGUGCUGGAGUUUCUGCAUCAGUGAUAAUAUUAAUUUCUUUGGAACAAAGUGGAAAAUUAUAUUAUUUUAGAAAUUAUGAAUUUGUCCUAGGUUUGAAAUUAUAGAUUAUGCCUCUCUUUUUUAAACUAUGUCCUUUAAAACAACACUGGAAAUACUGUAUUAUAUUCAAGUGUAAUACAUGCAUAUCAAUAGAAAAAAUAAAUGGAAUUUCAAAUAUACUAACUAGAUUAUCCCCAGUAAUGUUGUGACUCUUCAGAAAAGGUGAAUAAAAUUGGAAUAUAAAAAUGGA